Messenger RNA from Trichophyton rubrum CBS 118892, 1547 nucleotides. RefSeq lists its product as uncharacterized. Gene Ontology annotation, biological process: ceramide biosynthetic process. The coding region runs from base 1 to 1224 and encodes 407 amino acids. The record is from RefSeq and is a predicted model, not a curated record. Lineage: Eukaryota; Fungi; Ascomycota; Eurotiomycetes; Onygenales; Arthrodermataceae. The transcript is spliced from 4 exons. Gene Ontology annotation, cellular component: membrane. Gene Ontology annotation, molecular function: sphingosine N-acyltransferase activity.
AUGAAGGACGACUCGAAGACGCCUCUCAUGGCUGGUGGUCAUGCAGAGCUCACCCAGCAGAAGAUGCGACUCCAGAACGGCAACGGACUGUCCAGCAAGCCGCACUCGAAGCGAAAGAGAGCCAGGUCCUGGCUUCGCCGGGCCAAAGACGUCUGCUUAAAACACACCUGGGUCCUGCCUCUCGCUCUCCUUGCCAUUCUCCUCACCGCAUACGCCGUCAACCCGACAGAAGCCAACCCGAUACACUAUGGCAUAUUCCUCUCCUAUCCGUUGCCUCCGGAGACACCUGGUGGCCCAGUACUGUACGGCAAGGGGAAGCUCGAUAUCGCCUUUGUGGCAUUCUACACCAUUGCGCUCUCGUUCACUCGUGAGUUCUUGAUGCAAUGCGUUAUUCGGCCGUGGGCUCUAUAUGCCGGGAUCAAGGGCCGCUCGAAGAUCACCCGGACGAAUAUCUGGUACUUCAACACUACGGCCAUGUUUGAGAACUUCCCGCAUAAAUCGCAUACAGCGGACUUCAAGGCGUAUUACCUCCUUGAGGCCGCAUACUGGGCUCAGCAAGGAAUUGUGCUGUUGCUUAAACUAGAGAAACCUAGGAGGGACUUUAAGGAGUUGGUUGGGCAUCAUAUCAUCACUCUCGCACUCAUUGCGUUGAGCUACCGGUUCCACUUCACUUAUAUCGGUCUCGCCGUCUACAUCACACAUGACAUCUCUGACUUUUUCCUUGCUACGUCGAAAACGCUCAAUUAUCUGGACUCGCCGAUUAUCACCCCAUUCUUCGCUCUUUUCGUUGCCGUCUGGGUUUACAUGAGGCACUACCUUAACCUCCACAUUCUCUGGGCCGUCCUGACAGAGUUCCGAACCGUUGGGCCCUUUGAACUCAACUGGGAGACCGAACAGUACAAGUUCUGGGUUAGCCAGUACAUCACAUUUGGUCUCCUGGGUUCUCUCCAGGCUAUCAACCUAUUCUGGCUCUACCUUAUCAUCCGCAUCGCCAAGACCUAUGUCUUUGGCAACGCACUGCAGGACGAGCGAAGUGACAACGAAGAAGAAGAAGACGAGAUUGAAGAAUCAAGCAUGACCAGCGAAGCGAAUGGAGUUUCCAUUCCAACCCUCCUCGUCAACGGCCAUGCUACGAAGGAGAACGUCGAUCCGAUCGAGAACGGAUCAUCUACAGGACUAUUGACUAACGGGAAUUCAAACGGUGCCACCACGAAACGCAAAUGAAUGAAGAUAAUUAUUUCUUUCUGUUUUUCUCUUCUCCCUUUUCCAUUACCAUUCUUCAAAACCAUGAAAACCAUGAGAACUUACCGGAUGACCUGAGCCUUCUGUUCCAUUCUUAUACCCUUGAAUUGCAUAGCCUCGGCAGGUCAAGGAUUUUACCCUUUCCCUCCAUAUACAUACCUCUAAUCAUGUUUAUCCAUCCUCCUUUUCUCCUUUCCUUGUUAUAUUCUCUUUGUCAGUGGGCAUCUGAAAAAUCGAAGCCCGCGAUAUAUAUAUGAGGGGGCAUGGGUUCGAAGUCUCACUUUACGAGACCGACCAUAGCAUUG